Molecule: messenger RNA, 1095 nt
Organism: Penicillium soppii
Lineage: Eukaryota; Fungi; Ascomycota; Eurotiomycetes; Eurotiales; Aspergillaceae
Product: glycoside hydrolase family 18 protein
Exons: 4
Coding region: 1-1095 (364 amino acids)
Biological process (GO): carbohydrate metabolic process; chitin catabolic process
Cellular component (GO): extracellular region
Molecular function (GO): chitinase activity; chitin binding
Source: RefSeq, a predicted model, not a curated record
AUGUUUCUAGCUAACACAUUCUUCCGUCGACGUGCGGGUCCUGACCCCGCCAUUGAUUCCCACGCCUCAAACCAAGUGCCUCUAUACACAAACGCAGCUUACUACCCCAAUUGGAGGAUCUAUCGAAAGGAACCUCCGUCAUCUUUAAGAUUGGGAUUCAUUUCACAUGUGUACUAUGCAUUUGCCUGGGUCCAAGAAGAUGGCACUGUCUAUUUGAGUGAUGAAUGGGCUGACACCCAGAUGCCUGUUGAUGGCGCCGAGGGUUGUCUGCGGGCUUUUGUGCAGUUAAAGCAGCAGUACUCUGCGAUGAGAAUCAUUCUUUCCGUGGGAGGGGGUGGGAAAGGCAGUGAAAACUUUGCUGCAGUAGCUCACAGUCGCUCUCGGUUGGACACUUUUGUCCGAACCUGUCGAGAGUUGGUGGAUCAGUUUGGGAUCGAUGGAAUCGACGUUGACUGGGAACACCCCUCGGAUCCAAAGCAGGGUAAGGAUUAUGUUCGUUUGCUCGCCCGACUGCGUGAGGUGCUGCCCGCUCCACGAUACGUGCUUACCACCGCCCUCCCUGCUGGUCAGUGGGCAUUGAAAAACAUCGAUCUCUCUGCGGCGGCAAAGUACCUAGACAUGAUCAAUCUCAUGACCUAUGAUUUCGCCGGGCCUUGGGAAUCCGAAACUGGUCACCAAGCGCAGCUUUAUGGAUCGGGUGUCUCUGGCGAUUCAGCCGUGUCUUACGUGGUGUCUCAAGGAGUCUCUCGUCGAAAAAUCAUUCUGGGUGUUCCGGUCUAUGGACGGUCUUUCCUGGGCAGCAAUGGGCCUGGUCAACGCUACACUGGACAUGGUGGAGAGGAAGGUGUCUUUGAUUAUCGUGAUCUCCCCCGACCGGGAACCCAAGAGUACCAUGAUCAAGGAAUUGCUGCGGCAUGUUGCGUUGGGGCUGAUGGAGGAUUUGUGACUUAUGAUACCCCGGCCACCGUGAAACAAAAGGCCGAGUUUGUGACUGCUGAAAAACUGGGUGGUCUGUUUUACUGGCAUGUUUGCUCCGAUGCCCGUGGACCGCGCAGCCUGAUUGAGACUGGAUACAACACGCUACAUGAAAUGUGA